AUGCCGGCCUUUUUUAUUCCAACCGGGGAACUUUUGGCCAGUAGCUUGGCUCUGGAAUAUUGGCGGAUACAUAGGAUUGUACCAGCUAAAAAUGUUGAAAUAAAAGAAAGUAUUAUUGAAGCGAAAUAUAAAGAUGAUCAAUAUUUAUUAAGCAUAAUUACGGAAGAAAGAAGGUUGUUGGCGAUAUAUGGAUCAAAGACAAUUCAUCUUAUUGAAGCCAUUAUCGAAUACGAUGUAGACAAUAUAAUAUCAAAAUUACCACCUUUAAGAGAUUGGAUACAUGAUGCACAAUGGUUAUAUGGAAAUUCUACAAGAUUUCUUGGUGAUACAAGAGAUAGUUUAAUAUUAGCAUCAGGAACAGCUUUUAGCCAAGUGAUUUUAUGGAAAAUUACACAAAAGAAUACACAGGGUAAAGGUGUUGUGUUUAAGAAACUUAUCGGUCAUGAGGGUUCUGUAUUUGGUGUGAGAUUUAAUGAGGAUGUCCUAUAUGGGCAUAUGGCACGCGUUUGGGAUUGUCUUAUAUUAGACGACCAUCUUAUCAGUAUUUCUGAGGAUUCAACAUGUCGCGUUUGGCAUAACAGAAUUAAUAAAAGCAUGGAUGAUGAAAGUGAUGUCGAUUGCCUUGCAUGUUGGGAAGGUCAUGUUGGUAAAAAUAUUUGGAGCUUAGCGAUCAAUCCGUCAAAAACAAUUGUGGCAACGGGAGGUGGAGAUUCUGGUAUUCGGUUGUGGUCUUUAUCAUCUGUGACUAAUAAUAAAAUAGAUUCAGAAAAAGAUUUAAUUAAGAUUAUAUUACCACCUGUCGACACUUAUACCCAAUUGAAUACCAAUCAAAUUUCUUUGCCAUCAAGAGAACACAUUCGUAAUUUUGUUCUUGUAGAUUAUUGUACGAUUGUAGUUGCUACAAAUUUUGGAUACUUGUUAAAACAUAAUCACAUCACUAAUGAAUGGACACCAUUAAAUAGCUCGACUAAUUUGCAAAAUUAUACAAUGAUGAAAGCUUCAAAAUGUGGAAGAAUUGUAUGUUGUGGAAGUAUUGAUGGAAAUGUAUAUGUUGUUAGUGUGAAUAAGAAAUUCAAGACCAUAAAGAAGAAAUUACAUGAAUUUAAGGUGUUUGAAAUAUUUUGUGAAGAAUCUUCAGAUCCUGAUAUCAUUUAUGUAAUAUCACAUGCAGUACAUAAUGACAUAUAUAUUCUUAAAUUGGAAUUAAAUUGUAAAAACACAGAUAUUCCUAAAUUUGAAAUUUACCAUAAACUGCUUGUUCCACAAAGUUUCUUACUCAUGUCUCUAGCAUUCUGCCCACGUUACAACCUUUUAAUAUGCGGAUCACGAGAAAGCGGGUUAAUAAUAUUUAAAAUGGCGUAUGACAUUACAGAUAAGGAGCUUGAUAAGUCUUCAAUCGAGAUGUCACCAGUAAUUUAUCUAAAAGAGACACAUGGAAAACAAGCAGUAACAUCAGUAGCACUAAAAUUUGAUAGUUCUGGGAAUAAUAACGAAGAUGAUUUAUUAACUAUAUAUACAUCUGGGAGGGAUGGUGGAUAUGUAAAAUAUAGGUUGAAAUGUUUACCAACAAUUGGCGAAUCUUAUAAUAGUUUUGAGGAAGGCUGUAAGAUGAUGGAAAAUUAUCUUCAUGGAUAUGAUUUAAUAUUAGAAGAGGUUUAUAGAGCAAAAAUUACUAAAGGGUGGAUAGAAAAGGUAAUGUUUGUAGACGAUGAAUUGAUAUUGUUGGGAUUUUACAGGAAGAGAUUUUUUGUAUAUAAUGAUACCAAAAAAUUUGAGAUGCUUUCAAUUGCUUGUGGCGGUGCCCAUCGAGUUUGGCAUUUUAAGGCCCAAGAUAAACGAAUGAAUAAAGCUAGUUUUAUGUUUAUUCGUAAGGAGAAUAUAUUUAUUUACUCAAGAGAGACCACGGUGACAAACGAAGGAUUUAAUGAAUGCAAAUUACAAGAAAAUUUUCAUGGAAAAGAAUGUAGAAAUGUGAAAUUUUUGCCGUAUCCUCUAAAUGUUUCACAUAAUUAUCAUUCGUUCAAAAAUGAUCCAAUUAUAUUUGCUACUGGGGCUGAGGACAAUAUACCUGGCGAGAAAGAAAAUCACUUGUUUAGCUUGUGCAGUAUUAAAAAACAUAGUUCUGUAAUUAAGAACAUAGAAUGGAGUCUUGGCAAUGAACUAUUAUUAUUCUCAUGUGGUGCAAGUGAAGAAUUAACAUGUUGGAAAGUUGAAAUUAAAAUUAUGCAUGACCAAAAAGAUAUUUCAAUACAAACGCCCUUUGUCAACAUAAAUUGUCUGGAAUGGGCAUCUUGUCCUGUCGUCAGUGAGGUUUUAGAAACUAGAAUAAUGGAUACAAGUAUUUUUCCAAUUAAUACAAGUAAUGGGCAUCAUAUAAUUGCAGCCGUAUAUUCUGAUUCCAUAUUAAGGGUUUGGCUAUUUGACGAAAAAAAAAGAAAUUUCUUUUUGAUUGGAAUGGCUAAAUUUCACAAUAAAUGUAUUUUACAAGUAAAACAUAUGGUUAUUAAAGCAAGAGAAUCAAUGACCGAAGAUGGCUUACUAUUAUUCACAUCAGCAACCGAUGGCAGGAUUGCUAUAUGGGAUAUUUCGUAUUACAUUCAUAGCUAUUUAAUUUCAUACGCUACCGAAGUACCGUUCCAACAUCACACCCCAUUCGAUCUAGGCGUGCCAAUUUUCUCAUACCAAGCGCAUCAGUCUGGAGUAAAUUGUCUCGCACUUCAUCACAUGAAUAACCCAGCUACUUCUAACUUCAUAAAAGAAUCAUAUUUAGUUGUAACCGGUGGAGAUGAUAAUGCUAUAGCUGCUAUAGUUUUGGAAUUCACAUAUGAAGUUAAAGAAAUGAAUUAUGUCUGA
Molecule: messenger RNA, 2853 nt
Organism: Cetraspora pellucida
Lineage: Eukaryota; Fungi; Glomeromycota; Glomeromycetes; Diversisporales; Gigasporaceae
Source: the annotation of a GenBank genome assembly